GACACGAGAGGCACCAAGUUGACCAACGAUCACGAUGACACUUUUCCACUUUGGAAAUUGUGUGGCACUAGCUUAUGUGCCUUAUGCAAUUGUUUACAAAUGUUCAGGACUGGCAGAGUACAGUGCCUUUUGGAAAUGCGUACAAGCUGGAGCAGCGUAUCUUUUUACACAGCUCUGUAAAAUGCUGGUAUUGGCCACUUUUUUCCCAUCCACAGAAUUUUCUCCAGAGGGAGUAGAUAUCCUGGGGGAAUUUUUGAAGUGUACUGUAGACUUGGCCGAUCUGGUAGGCAUUCAUCUGGUGAUGACGAGGAUUGCAGGAAAGGGACAGUUAAAGUUCAUGGUGGCCGGGUUAGGCUGGGCUACAGCUGAGCUACUUAUGACAAGAUUCAUCCCACUCUGGGUUGGUGCAAGAGGUGUAGAAUUUGACUGGAAGUACAUUCAAAUGUGCUUUGAAUCUAACAUUAAUUUGGUGCACCACAUAACGACAGCCAUGCUGGUCUGGUUACGCAGUAGAAAUGAUCUUCAGAAGUCGUUUAUACCAGUUGUCAUGACGUUACUGGCCCUUAGCUGUUAUAGACCUCUCAUUGUGGAGAUUCUGAUUCAUGCAUUAGGUCUAGGAUCCUGGACGCUCCUCACCGCUAAAGCUCUGUUUACAACCACUGUCAGUGUAGUAGGGCUACAGAUCUUCCUGGGACUCUCUGUACAGACUUCUAACAACCACUACUGAAUCUCUACGAUCCUCAAUGUACAAUGUCUGAAGGAAAUGUGUGAAAGAGAAAGUCUGUUACAACUGUAUAGAUGGAUAUGUGUAUUUAUGUAACCAUGUUGAUAAAAGAGAACAAUUAUUGUGCAAUAUGCAUGGUGUACAUGUAUUUGAUUUUA
This is a messenger RNA of Saccostrea cuccullata (small rock oyster), 882 nucleotides long. RefSeq names its product BOS complex subunit TMEM147-like. The transcript is spliced from 6 exons. The coding region runs from base 35 to 727 and encodes 230 amino acids. The record is from RefSeq and is a predicted model, not a curated record. Lineage: Eukaryota; Metazoa; Mollusca; Bivalvia; Ostreida; Ostreidae.